Messenger RNA from Plodia interpunctella (Indianmeal moth), 1097 nucleotides. RefSeq lists its product as uncharacterized. The transcript has 2 exons. The record is from RefSeq and is a predicted model, not a curated record. The coding region runs from base 180 to 1028 and encodes 282 amino acids. NCBI's taxonomy places the organism in Eukaryota, Metazoa, Arthropoda, Insecta, Lepidoptera, Pyralidae.
AUGCGGAAUGCAACAAUUGAAAUUUUUGAACGAACCGGAAACAUUGGUUUCCAUGACAGCAACGUGACAGCCAUUUAAACAGACGUCAGUCGGUUCGACAAAACAAACAUUUCGUAUUCGUUCGUUUUGUUGCAAUAUCUUCGCCUAAUUAGCGGGAAUACAUAUAAUUUUAUACCGAAAUGUCCGACAAAAGUAAAGCAUUACCUCCGCCAACUGCCAAGAAUAUGAAAUUAAGGCGUCCUUCAACGGUUAGCACCGCCACUACGUCGUCGCGUUCAAAAAUAACACCGAACGCAAAUAAGGAUAAAAAUGCCCUGCCUCGGCCGAAAGUUAACAAAAACGCGACGAUCCUUGGAGAAGGGGAUGUAACUAUAUGCAAACCAGAAGGUUCUUUCCCUGAUUUCGACUCGGAACAGCGGCAAAUAGCCUAUGGGAAAUUCAUGCGAACUAUGCUUGAAGAUUGCCUUGUGGACGAAAAAAUUGAUUUGGAGGAGACCCAGAUGGACAUCCAGAUGGCCCAGUUGGCAGACAGGUUCCAGAAGACUGUGGAACAGUUGGAUAAAACUAGUAAAAGAUUGAAGAAUAUAUCAUUUGUUGUUGAAAAGAAAAGAUUAAUAGACCUAAAGACCCGUGACGUCUCACAUUUCUACGAUAUGACAGAGUCAUCGAAAGUGGAAGAAAUUCUUAAAGAUUUAAACAAAACGGAAGAAGCUUGUCUUGAUAAAUUGGAAACCAAAAACAUUGACUUUGGCUAUGAUAAGAACAGCGGCCAUAAACAAUUGCUGGAUGCUGUGAAUGAUGCCAUAGAGGGUUUGGAACAGAUAAAAAAGCAUUCUAAACUUGAUAUGGAAAAGUUCAAGGAAUAUGAAAAGUCUCAAAAGGCUUUGGUGGAUAUGGAAAAGGAUAGGUUUGAAUUGGACAGCUUGAAAGCAGAAUUUGAUGUGAAGUUUCCUAAUUUUAGCGAGAAACUGAUGAAAGAAGUAUCGGAGAAGAUUGCGGGCAUCAUGAAUGAUGACGAGGAAGACUGAUGAUGGUUUUAGAUUUGUAUUUGUUUAGAUUUAUAUUUUAUUGUAAAUAAAAGUUGUUAAAUCUUUCAA